AUGAUGUGGGUGAACUUUAUAUUUAUUGUUCUUCUUAACAUAAAAAAUGUGGCGGAUACUUCACCUUCUGAGGCAGAUGCUGAGAAGGAAUGGCGCUCUGUCAAAAAGUUCAAACCAAGUGUUUUUGUGAGGCCGCAAUUCAAAAGUGGUUCACACAACAGCCCAGGUCGUUUGCUGGAACUACCAGAGUGGAUACGAACUGAAGCUUCUGAGGUUUACCGUGAUUUCUUCAAACCAGAGAUGGGCAGAAGGCCGGUUCCUGAGGUGGUCAAGUCAAUUCUACUGCCUGGGAAACCUACACGGAAACUACCAUCCUCCAUGAAGAAAAUGGUGCAGGUGUUGUGCUACUUGGACAAAAUGUAUGUGAGGGUUCUUAAGAGUGUGUUCACUAACCCCCAGGCAUGGCAACACCUCACGCUGGGAAGCUGUCCUGUCAAUAACAUCACAACGACGCACUACUAUUUUCUGUGUCCUCUAACAGGGUGUGGCAUAAACCGGCGGGAGGAUGAUGAUGGGGUGACUUACUCUAAUACACUCUGCUAUAAACCACCCAACACUGGCCUGGUCGUUUGGGAGCUGCCAUUUUCUUUGCCCAUUCGCUGUCGCUACACUAAGUUCCAUCGCUCUUAUAAAGUUGGCUUCUUGCCCAAGAUUAUGAGUGAAACCUUGUACAGAGGCCUACAAACUAGCGGCGGAGUUACACUCACUGCAAUGGAUGCAUCUUGGAAUGUACUUCCUGCUGGCCAGAGCAUUGUCAUUGGCCAACCCAUAUGCUUUGAAGCCCAGGGCCCAAAAAGUGAGAAAUUUGAGCGGUUGUACCUGAACCGCUGUGUCGUCACUUCCUCUAAAAUACAUCCGAUGGACAAAUAUGUUGUGGUAGCCAAUUAUGGAUGCCUGGUGGACAGCAAGAACAAUGCUCUGACUAAGUUCUACACCACUACAGAAAAGACUACUGUGAGGAUGUGUUUUCAAACUUUUAUAUUUGAAGACAUGGUUCCCCAUUCCCAACUUGAGUCAUGUAAUCAGUCCAACUAUAAGUCUGGCCACCAGUCAUCCAGCCACGACACGGACCAGCCCGGCCACGGGCCUGAUCCAGACUACUCUGGGUCUGGCCACGACAUGGACCAGCCCGGCCACGGGCCUGAUCCAGACCAUUCUGGGUCUGGCCACGAUACGGACCAGCCUGGCCACGGGCCUGAUCCAGACCAUUCUGUCCAGUCCCAACACGCUUCUCAGAUGUCAUUGUUUCUGCAUUGUGAGUUUGACCUGGGACCAGAUAUCCCGACAGCUGGUGCAAAAUCCUGCAUGUUUGACACCCAAACCAAUAUGUGGACUGAGCUGUAUGGUGACCCUUCUGUCUGUGACUGCUGUGACUCUACAUGUCAAGCUCCUGCUACCAGUCACAAGUCUAUGAUCUCCAGUAAGUCUUGGGAUGUGAUGUUUAGGUCUGAAGCCCCAACACCUUUACCAGUGACCUCCACAUCAACUAACUCCGCUGGUCAGACUGAUUUGCCCUGGGACUCCGACUACUACUACUGGCCAGACUGA
Messenger RNA from Myxocyprinus asiaticus (Chinese sucker), 1548 nucleotides. RefSeq names its product zona pellucida glycoprotein 3c (gene zp3c). Gene Ontology annotation, cellular component: extracellular matrix. The record is from RefSeq and is a predicted model, not a curated record. NCBI's taxonomy places the organism in Eukaryota, Metazoa, Chordata, Actinopteri, Cypriniformes, Catostomidae. The coding region runs from base 1 to 1548 and encodes 515 amino acids. Gene Ontology annotation, biological process: binding of sperm to zona pellucida; positive regulation of acrosome reaction; egg coat formation. The transcript is spliced from 8 exons. Gene Ontology annotation, molecular function: acrosin binding.